Molecule: messenger RNA, 2937 nt
Organism: Neoarius graeffei (lesser salmon catfish)
Lineage: Eukaryota; Metazoa; Chordata; Actinopteri; Siluriformes; Ariidae
Gene: gnsb
Product: glucosamine (N-acetyl)-6-sulfatase (Sanfilippo disease IIID), b
Exons: 14
Coding region: 222-1781 (519 amino acids)
Biological process (GO): glycosaminoglycan metabolic process
Molecular function (GO): N-acetylglucosamine-6-sulfatase activity; glycosaminoglycan binding
Source: RefSeq, a predicted model, not a curated record
UUCGAGCAUGAGCGGGGUUUACUUAGCUACAAUAAUUAGCAAAACCAAUACGUCAGGUUAAAGUCCCUGUCCAAACAACAUGAAAGUCACAUGACCAUCAAGUUCCACUUCCUCAAACUUGACACACACCAUCCCACUACACUGUGAGUGAGUGCAGCUCUGCUACUAAAACUGCUCUCAGACUAACCUCUACAGGACUACCAGACUGGAAGCUCACUGUCAUGGCAAGUUCAAGUCUAUCCACAAAAACAAACAGAAACCGUCUUAGAAGAGAGACCACAGGAGCUCCUGGUCUCCUGCUUGUUUUCCUCACCUUAUUCACAUGCCUGCUGAGGUGUUCAGAAUGUGUCAAAGCCAAAAACAUGAUUCUCAUUGUUGCAGAUGAUCUGGACGUGGAGCUUGGUGGAAUGACACCAUUAAAGAAGACCAAAGCCCUGGUUGGUGAUGCUGGUGUCAUCUUCUCCCAUGCAUACACAGUGACACCCCUGUGCUGUCCCAGCCGGAGCAGCAUCCUGUCCGGGAAAUAUCCACACAAUCACAUGGUCCACAACAAUUCCUUGUCAGGCAACUGCAGUAGCAAAGCCUGGCAAGCUGGUCCUGAGAUGCAAGCCUUUCCUGUCUAUCUUAACAAGAAGUAUUAUCAGACCUUUUAUGGAGGGAAAUACCUUAAUCAGUAUGGGAUGAAUGAGACAGGAGGUGUGGGUCAUGUUCCUCCUGGAUGGGACCAGUGGCAUGCACUGGUGGGAAACUCUCAAUACUACAAUUAUACACUGUCUGUCAACGGGAAAGCAGAGGUUCACAAAGACGACUAUGGAAAGGACUACCUCACAGACCUUAUUUUGAAUAGAUCACUGACUUUCCUGGACUCGCGAAGCCCUCAACAUCCAUUUUUUGUGAUGCUGUCCCCUCCAGCCCCUCACUCUCCCUGGACUGCAGCUCCUGCAUAUAGGAACAGCUUCAGUGAUGUCAAGGCUCCACGUGAUGGCAGUUUUAACAAACCUGGACAUGACAAGCACUGGUUGCUGCGUCAGCCUGUUAACCCGAUGCCAAACAGCUCCAUUGAUUAUCUCGACAAUGCUUUUCGUAAAAGGUGGCAGACCCUUCUGUCUGUAGACGACAUGGUGGAGAAGCUGGUAAAGAAACUGGAAGACAUAAAGGAGCUGGAUAACACGUACAUUUUCUUCACUUCUGACAACGGUUACCACACAGGUCAGUUCUCCCUCCCUAUUGACAAGAGACAACUGUAUGAAUUUGAUAUCCGUGUGCCACUUUUGGUACGUGGGCCCGGGAUUAAGCCCAACCAAACGCUUCCGGACCCAGUAUUGAAUAUAGAUCUUGCCAUGACCAUCCUUGACAUUGCAGGAGUUAAUAUCUCUACUUUGGAUAUGGAUGGACAGUCUUUUCUACCACAGAUUGCACCAUCAUUACGCAACGGCACGUCACGUCCCUACUUCUUGGUGGAGUACACUGGUGAGGGCAACUUGAGUAAAGAUCCUAAGUGCCCACAACUUGGCCCUGGAGUCGCUCAAUGCUUUCCAGAUUGUGUUUGUGAGGACGCCUUCAACAACACGUAUGCCUGCGUUAGGAUGUUCAAGGACAACGAUUUGCAGUACUGUGAAUUUGCUGAUGAUGAGGCAUUUGUGGAGGUGUACAACAUAACGGCUGAUCCUCAUCAGCUGGAGAACAUUGUGAAGAAGGUGGACCCUGCGCUCCUGCAGAUCAUGAACCAAAGGCUCAUCAAGCUUCAGUCAUGCAAGGGUGACAGCUGUCGACAUUAUUAACAGCUCAAGUCGUGCUCCAACAGUUCUGCUCAGGCCAAAGUGGUAACCAAAGAAUGUGUUUUUUGUUGUUGUUUUUUUUAGUGAAUCAAGUACUUUAAGGAUUAAUUUCAUGGGCCAGGAUUUAUUAUUCAUGACACCAAAAAUAAUUUAUUUACACUCAGCCCUUGCUGCUAUAUUUCAUGUCAAUUUGAUUUUAUGUAGUGGAGGAAUGGAGUGUGGGAUUUACAUCCCUUUGUAUACAUUUUUACACUUGCAUACAUCACUACAUUGACUGACUGCAAAUAAGAAUACUGCACAGUGUGAUGAAUUGUACAAUUGUUCACUUUUUAAACUUGUCUAUUUGUCAUCUUCAGUUAAUCAGUUACUACAGUGAAACUAAUAUAAGGUGUGUAGUUAAAAGAGCCGCUGAUGGGGCCUGGUAAUUUAAGGGGUUAACUGCGUUAUCGGUUUAUGACUAUAACUGAUAAUGCCUACAUCACUAAGUCCAAAUAAAAUACCUCCGGUCCUUUUCUAGGCCUGUAGUCGCAUUACAGAACGGUAUGAACUUUAUGUAUUACAGAAAACAUGUAAUGAAAUGGGCUCCACUUCAUUGUAUUCUCAUCCAACCCCUGCCUUUAUACUGUACAGCUCUAGAUAGGACAUGUAUUAAAAUCACUCCCUUAAAUGUGAAUGUAUUCAUAUCACAGGCCUGGAGAUGUAGGUUAUUCAUUUCUCUUAUUUUUUUUUCCCUUCCUGGUACGUCACUAUACACACUGAUCAUAUAUCUAUGUAUAAUUCUUCUUUUUGUUUGAUAAAACCGUUGAUAAUCGGACAGAUAUCUGAGGUGAUGCACUAGGGCCGUAGCACUUUUUUUUUUUUAAUAGGAGGAAAGUUGAAUGUCAACUAUUAACUGUUGUCACUUCUAAUAAUUAUUAGUUACACACUGAAAUGAUGUAUGUCUUUUGGAAAACAGCUUUUGUUUGCAGGUAGUUUAAGGUUAUCUUGGUCAUGCUUUCUAUGUGUCAAGCUGUGUUUACGGGAGGAAAAAAAAAAUCAAAAUAUUCAACCAAUAAAUUGUUUACAGUCUACAUUGUUUCUUCUGGGGUUAUCAGAAACACAUCAUUUGUUAAUGAAUUGCUAAUAUUCUACAAUUCAUAAUAAAUGAAUGAGACAUGAA